CGUCCUUUCUGAGGACCAGGAUAGUUAUCUCUGUAACGUCACUUUAUUCAGGAAGGCAGUGGAUGAGUUCAAACAUAAAGCAAGAGAAAACAAAUUUAUUGUCCGUGACUUUCAGUAUAAUGAAGAAGAAAUGAAGGCAGAUAAAGAGGAAAUGAACCGGCUGUCUACUGAUAAGAAAAAACAGUUUGGGCCUCUAGUCCGGUGGCUAAAAGUGAAUUUCAGUGAAGCUUUUAUUGCAUGGAUUCAUGUGAAAGCCCUAAGAGUCUUUGUUGAAUCUGUUCUAAGGUAUGGCUUGCCAGUUAAUUUCCAGGCUAUGCUCCUUCAACCCAACAAGAGAACAAUGAAGAAAUUGAGAGAGGUCCUCUAUGACUUGUACAAACAUCUUGAUAGUAGUGCUGCAGCAAUCAUCGAUGCAACCAUGGAUAUUCCAGGUUUGAAUCUCAGUCAGCAAGAAUACUACCCUUACGUGUACUACAAGAUAGACUGCAACUUGCUUGACUUCAAGUAGCUUCUUUCUGAAUCUAGUGAUCUUCUCAUAGUGUUGAUGUACAAGCAAGAAAGGUUGAAGAAUUUCGCUCCUAAAUCUCUCAUAAACCCGUGCUUGCUUCUUUCUCCCUUUGCAUAGGAGAACAAUCCCCUUGGUGGUUGAUCCCUUGACAUUUUCUUUUUAAAGAGAAAUGUAAUUAUUGUUUUUAAUAGAUCAGGUCUGUAAUUGUAUAUUGAGAGAAUCAAAAGUGUAUUUAUAAAUAGUCCUUUAUUUAAAGAGUAAGAAACUAAAGGAGGUCAUUCCGCUUUCAUGCCAUGCCUCAUCAAGACCUUGUUUAUACAGCAAGAUGGUGGGGAAAACAUGCCAUUGUUCACUGUUUUUCAUAGGUGUGCUAUAAACAUUGUAAUUGAAUUGUGAUGUAAAAUAUGUGCAGACUGAUAUUCAGUCGAUGCUUUCUGAAUGUUUUACGUUUACAAGAUACUAAGCACUGCAUCCACCCAAGAAAAUAAAAAAUGCCUGUACAAUU
Thamnophis sirtalis is the source of this 1013-nucleotide messenger RNA. The record is from RefSeq and is a predicted model, not a curated record. Lineage: Eukaryota; Metazoa; Chordata; Lepidosauria; Squamata; Natricidae.